AGGCGCCAUGAGCUGCAUCAACCUGCCCACCGUGCUGCCGGGGUCCCCCAGCAAGACCCGCGGCCAGGUCCAGGUGAUCCUCGGACCCAUGUUCUCAGGGAAAAGCACGGAGCUGAUGAGACGAGUCCGCCGCUUCCAGAUUGCGCAGUACAAGUGUCUGGUCAUCAAGUACUCCAAGGACAUCCGCUACGGCACUGGCUUCUCUACACAUGAUCGGAAUACCAUGGAGGCGCUGCCAGCCUGCCUGCUCCGGGACGUGACCCAGGAAGCGUUGGGGGUAGCUGUCAUAGGCAUUGACGAAGGGCAGUUUUUCCCUGACAUCGUGGAGUUCAGCGAGGCCAUGGCUAACGCCGGGAAGACUGUAAUUGUGGCCGCCCUGGAUGGAACUUUCCAGAGGAAGGCCUUCGGAAGUAUCUUGAACCUGGUGCCCCUGGCAGAGAGCGUGGUGAAGCUGACGGCCGUGUGCAUGGAAUGCUUCCGCGAGGCCGCCUACACCAAAAGGCUGGGCUCUGAGAAGGAGGUGGAGGUGAUAGGUGGAGCAGACAAGUACCACUCAGUGUGUCGUCUCUGCUACUUUAAGAAGACCUCAGGCCAGCAAGGGCUGGACAACAAGGAGAACUGCCCAGUGCUGGGGAAGGCAGGGGAGACGCCCAUUGCGGGAGUCCGGAAGCUCUUUGCCCCCCAGCAGGUCCUGCAGUCCAGCCCCGCCCACUGA
Molecule: messenger RNA, 715 nt
Organism: Chrysochloris asiatica (Cape golden mole)
Lineage: Eukaryota; Metazoa; Chordata; Mammalia; Afrosoricida; Chrysochloridae
Gene: TK1
Product: thymidine kinase 1, soluble
Exons: 7
Coding region: 8-715 (235 amino acids)
Biological process (GO): thymidine metabolic process
Molecular function (GO): thymidine kinase activity; ATP binding
Source: RefSeq, a predicted model, not a curated record